AUGGAUAUUUUGCGGGAUUUUUCUAGAAGAUAUGGAAAUAUGUUUAGAGAUUAUAGGUUUGUGGAUGGGAUGGAUGAAGGAGUGACCUUAGUUUCAAAAGAUGGAAUUUUUGAGCUUGGUUUCUUUAGUCCUGGUAGUUCCGGGACGCGUUACUUGGGCAUUUGGUGCAAAAAAAUUCCAGUUAGAACUGUCGUUUGGGUGGCAAAUCGGAGCAAUCCAAUCAAUGAUUCUACUUGUUUGCUGAUGAUAGACAGUACAAGUAAAAAUCUUGUGCUAGACAGUACAAGUAAAAAUCUUGUGCUUAUUAAUAGCAACAACGGCGUUGUUUGGUCAUCGUCAAACUCAACGAAGGAAGCCCAAAAUCCAGUAGUACAGCUCCUGGAUUCCGGGAAUCUUGUCUUAAGAGAUGGAAAUAAUGGAAAUUCUGGAAUAUAUUUAUGGCAGAGCUUUGAUUAUCCAACUGAUACAUUACUAGCAGGAAUGAAAAUUGGAGAGAUUGGAGAGAAAUUGAAGCCCCAACAUAGUAUGCGUCUUGUAUCAUGGAAAAACUGGGAUGAUCCGUCGCCUGGGGACUUUGUUUGGGACUUAGGAGUAGUACAUGAUAUUGUUGAAUCAGCUAUCAAGAAAGGCUCCAGUAUCUUGUUUCGAUCAGGGCCAUGGAAUGGCGUUACAUUUAGUGGUCUACCACAAUUUACGCCUAGCCAGGUUUAUGAUCCAAAGUUUGCGCGUAAUGAAGAAGAAGUUUACUAUUUAUUCUACCAAAGGGAUACAGUCUUGUUGGAUAUCAGCGCAGUGAACUCCAAGAUUGAUUAA
Molecule: messenger RNA, 813 nt
Organism: Jatropha curcas
Lineage: Eukaryota; Viridiplantae; Streptophyta; Magnoliopsida; Malpighiales; Euphorbiaceae
Source: RefSeq, a predicted model, not a curated record